Molecule: messenger RNA, 397 nt
Organism: Acanthocheilonema viteae
Lineage: Eukaryota; Metazoa; Nematoda; Chromadorea; Rhabditida; Onchocercidae
Source: the annotation of a GenBank genome assembly
UGAUAUUGCUGAACAGUGCGCAAAUUUUGGCUUGGGUGAUUCACUUUUAGAAAAAGAAGCGCUUGCUGCUAUUCGUGAAAUUGGCUUUGCUGUUCGAAUGAUAUCAUUGCCAGAAUCAUUGCCGCGAACUUCUGAUUUGAUUUUCAUGAAUCUCAUCACGCUGGAAGAUCGUACGUACUGUAUUGAAUUGACACAACGUGGAUGGCGCGUCGCAUCAGAUCGGCACGACAGUAUGAACGGUGAUUAUCGACAACUCGAUUUGCAUACUCGUUAUUUUGAAACGAUUUAUCAGUUGCUAAAUGUAAUAUCACCGGAAUUCAGAAAUCAAUUUGCUAAUAAACUUAGCAAUAAGCUCAUUGCAUUGAGCAAUGGAGUUUCGGGUUUCAAAGGCACUUGA